Messenger RNA from Cannabis sativa, 1479 nucleotides. Its product is annotated as aquaporin NIP6-1. The transcript has 6 exons. Bases 219 to 1115 code for a protein of 298 amino acids. Gene Ontology annotation, cellular component: membrane. Gene Ontology annotation, molecular function: channel activity. The record is from RefSeq and is a predicted model, not a curated record. Gene Ontology annotation, biological process: transmembrane transport. Lineage: Eukaryota; Viridiplantae; Streptophyta; Magnoliopsida; Rosales; Cannabaceae.
AAUUAAACUUCAAGACAUGCAUGCAUGCAACUAUAUAUCAUAUAAUAUUAUACAUAUACUCAUGUAGAUCGAUCGAGAUCUAAAUAUGGUUUUUAAUUGGUUUCUAAUAUAUAUUCAACACUAGCUAGCUUGAUCAUCAAUUAUUUGGAGUUUAUUAUAAAGUCAGCUUUUCCAAAACCAUCUUGAAGAGUGAUUAAUCAUCAUAUAUAUAAUCAAAUAUGGCGAAUUCGAAUGAGAGAGUUAUUAUUCCUUCAACAACUAUACCUGUUACUCCAACUCAUGGAGGUACCAAAAAAUCCAUGCUAAGCAACUUGUGUGGUGAUAAUAAUGAUCAAUGGUCUGCCAUGGAAGAAGGAUCACUCAACAAACCAAACUCUACUUCAAGGAAAGGCCCUCCUGUAGUUUCAAUAGCAAGAAAGAUUGGAGCAGAGUUCGUAGGAACUCUAAUGUUGAUAUUCGCAGCGACAGCCAUAGCUAUUUUGAACCCUAACACAAACGAUGCCGAGACUCUAACUGUGGUGGCUGUGGCUACCGGUCUCACCGUCAUGAUAAUUAUCUUCUCUACCGGCCAUAUCUCUGGGGCCCAUCUCAACCCCGUUGUCACCAUCGCCUUUGCUGCCCUAAAACACUUCCCAUGGAGACAGGUGCCAAUGUAUAUUGGAGCUCAAGUGUUGGGGUCUCUUUGUGCUGCAUUUGCAUUAAAGGCAGUGUUUCAUCCCUUGACGGGUUCCGGUGGUGUCACUGUUCCUACUGUCCCUAAUGGCCAAGCUUUUGCUUUGGAGUUCAUUGUUACCUUCAUUCUCAUGUUUGUUAACAUGGCCGUCGCCACCGAUACUAGAGCUGUGGGAGAGUUGGCUGGAAUUGCAGUGGGAGCAACUGUGAUGCUCAAUAAUUUUAUUGCUGGGCCAAGAUCAGGAGCUUCAAUGAACCCAGUGAGAACUUUAGGGCCAGCUGUGGCUGCACAUAACUUCAAAGCAAUGUGGAUUUAUUUCCUUGCUCCACUUCUCGGAGCUCUUUUCGGGGCCGCCACUUACACCGCCAUUAAGUUGCCGGAGGAGGAUGACGGUGACCAAGGAGAGAAGCCCUCUAGGGCAAGAAGCUUCUCCCGCCAUUAAUUGAUCAUGACAUGCAUGAGAAAAAAAAAAUCUAUAAAUAAUUAAUUAAGAUGAUGAUGAUGAUGAAGAAGAAUUAAUAUAAUAUUAUACUAUUAAUUACGUACGUGUGUGGUUUAAUACAUGUAAUAUUUAUAUAUAUAUGUAUGUAUACUACUAUACGUACGUACUGAAUCAUUAGAUAUGGACCAUCAUGUAAUGCUAUAGCUAGUGACGAUCGUAGAGAUAUAAAAUAUGUAUACGAUAUAUAUAUAUUUUAUAAUAAGGUCACUAGCCUAGAAGCUAAGCAUGCAUGUACUUAUUAAUGUAAUAUGAGGCUUUAAUUAAUGUACGUAUACUCUUAUGUAUAAUAUUUAUUAAUUAUUGA